GAUUAUUUGAGUAGAAAAAUUGGAAAAAAAUCUCUCUCUCUCUCCGAGCAAAAGUGGGAACCUUCUUAUUUAUGUAGAAAAAUUGGAUCACUCUCUGAACAGAAUGUUUUCUCUCUCAAAUAUGUAGCACUGCCUCUCUCUCUCUCCUGUGUACGUCUCUCUAUCUCAGGCGUAACUGUUAAUUCUUCGAUUUGCCUCUCUAGAUCAGAGCCUACAAGCCAUAAAAAAUGUUCAAAUUCAUUAAAACUGUAGUGGCUGGAUCUGGAGCUGGUAUCAAGGAUCUUCCUUACAACAUUGGGGAGCCUUAUUCUUCAGCAUGGGGCUCAUGGAUCCACUAUCGAGGAACAUCUAAGGAGGAUGGGACCUCAGUGUCCAUAUUUGCUCUUUCGGGAACUAAUGCUCAAGAUGGCCACUUGGCAGCAGGUCGUAAUGGUGUCAAACGGCUACGCACGGUUAGGCAUCCAAAUAUCUUGUCAUUUCUUUAUAGUACAGAAGUUGAAGCUGGAGAUGCAUCUCAUAUUAAACCUACCAUUUAUAUUGUAACUGAGCCUGUUAUGCCACUUGCUGAAAAGAUAAAGGAGCUAGGUUUGGAAGGUACACAGAGGGAUGAAUAUUAUGCAUGGGGACUGCACCAAAUAGCUAAAGCUGUCAGCUUCCUAAACAAUGACUGCAAACUAGUGCAUGGUAAUGUGUGCUUAGCAAGUGUUGUAGUGACACAAACUUUAGACUGGAAGCUACAUGCAUUCGAUGUCCUAUCAGAGUUUGAUGGCAAUAAUGAGGCACCUACAGGUGCUAUGCUGCAAUUUGAGUGGCUCAUCGGAGUACAAUACAAACCAAUGGAGUUGCUGAAGUCUGAUUGGACUGCCAUUAGGAAAUCUCCACCAUGGGCCAUUGAUUCUUGGGGUGUAGGUUGUCUAAUUUAUGAGCUCUUUUCUGGUACCAAGUUGACAAAAACCGAAGAGCUACGUAACACUAGCCCCAUACCUAAGUCUCUGCUUUCAGAUUAUCAGAGACUCUUGAGUUCCACACCUUCCCGCAGAUUGAAUACUUCAAAGCUCGAUAAUAGUGAGUAUUUCCAGAAUAAGUUGGUGGAAACUAUCCAGUUCAUGGAGGUUCUGAAUUUAAAAGAUAGUGUUGAAAAGGACUCCUUUUUCCGAAAGCUACCAAACUUGGCAGAACAACUUCCCCGUGAGAUUGUUCUGAAGAAGUUACUCCCAUUACUAGCAUCUGCACUUGAAUUUGGAUCUGCUGCUGCUCCUGCUUUGACGGCUUUGUUGAAAAUGGGUUCUUGGCUUUCCACUGAAGAAUUUAAUGUCAAGGUUUUGCCAACUAUUGUGAAACUGUUUGCUUCCAAUGACCGCGCUAUCAGAGUUGGUCUUCUGCAGCACAUAGAUCAGUUUGGACCAUCAUUAUCAGCUCAAAUUAUUGAUGAGCAAGUCUUUCCGCAUGUGGCAACUGGUUUCUCGGACACAUCUGCUCUUCUUCGGGAAUUGACACUUAAGUCAAUACUUGUUCUAGCUCCAAAGUUAUCCCAACGCAGCAUAUCCGGUUCCUUGCUGAAAUACCUGUCAAAGUUACAGGUGGAUGAAGAACCAGCAAUUAGAACGAAUACUACUAUUCUCCUGGGGAAUAUAGCUGGCUAUCUAAAUGAAGGGACAAGAAAACGUGUUUUAAUAAAUGCAUUUACUGUGCGGGCAUUGCGUGAUAGUUUUCCUCCAGCUCGAGCUGCAGGUGUUAUGGCUUUGAAUGCCACCAGUGCAUAUUAUGAUGUAACGGAGAUUGCAACUCGCAUUCUACCAAAUGUUGUUGUCCUUACAAUUGACCCUGACAGUGAUGUCAGGUCAAAUGCAUUUCAGGCACUUGAUCAAUUUUUGCAGAUAGUGAAGCAACAUCAUGAAAAGAUAAAUAUGGGAGAUACAAGCAGUACUGCAAGCAAUGGCUUGACGACAUUACCUGUAAAUGCAAGUUUGCUUGGAUGGGCAAUAAGCUCUUUGACACUGAAGGGAAAAGCUUCAGAACAGGUUCCAAUAGGUUCGAGCAGUACUCAAACACCACUUGUCUCAACAACCUCCAAUACCAGUGCGGCUUCAGAUUCAGAUUGCUUGCCAACACAAGUGGAUCCUACCACAGAGGCUGCCGAUCAUCCUGUCCCAUCAUCUCCAACUUCAACUGAUGGAUGGGGAGAGCUUGAGAAUGGGAUUCAUGAACAUGACAGUGACAAAGAUGGGUGGGAUGAUAUCGAUCCAGUGGAGGAGCAUAAGCCACCUCCGGCCCUUGCAAACAUACAAGCUGCACAAAAAAGACCAGUGGUUACACAACCUGUGCAGCCUAAGCCACAAGUUACAACUCUCGGGAGCAAGAGCACUGCAAUCAAACCGACAAGAGAUGAAGAUGAUCUAUGGGGUUCGAUGGCUGCCCCCCAACCGAAAACUGUUGCAAAGCCAUUGACCACAAAGAAAAUAACGUCAAAUGACAAUGACGACCCAUGGGCAGCCAUUGCAGCUCCUCCCCCCUCAACGAAAGCAAAGCCUUUAUCGGCCACGAGAGGCCGUGGUGCUAGAGGUGCUCCUAUGAAAUUGGGUGCGCAAAGGAUAAACCGCACGUCAGCAUCUGAUAUGUAGCAUUAAAAUUGGAAGAAACUGGAAAGAACGAGAGUAAAAAUGAAUGGGUCCAGGUGUGGUUUGUAUUUUGUACCAUGAGGGUAUGUAUUAUUCUUUGGUGUGCGUUCUUUUAAUAAAUAGAUGUAGAGUAUCUCUCUCUCUCUCUCAAAUUCUUUUUGAUGCUAGUAAAAACCAGUGUGACUUUUAAUUACAAAUCAGCUAAAUAUUUAAUUAUCCCAUUUAAAGGAGAAAACCAUAGGCAGGAGCCAUUUGAAAAUUUUGUUAAAAUCCUACUGUAAUCAGAGAACCACAUUUGAUAUACAAUUAUCUAAUAUUGCCUUUCA
Amborella trichopoda is the source of this 2944-nucleotide messenger RNA. NCBI's taxonomy places the organism in Eukaryota, Viridiplantae, Streptophyta, Magnoliopsida, Amborellales, Amborellaceae. The record is from RefSeq and is a predicted model, not a curated record.